Molecule: messenger RNA, 705 nt
Organism: Exophiala aquamarina CBS 119918
Lineage: Eukaryota; Fungi; Ascomycota; Eurotiomycetes; Chaetothyriales; Herpotrichiellaceae
Exons: 1
Coding region: 1-705 (234 amino acids)
Source: RefSeq, a predicted model, not a curated record
AUGGCGCGAGGCAUGACUACUCCACGUGUGGGCUUCGCCACAGAGGUUCAGUCCAUCCGUCAACCAAGGGAUGAUGAAAACUCCGUCAUGAGCUACUUCGCCAAGCACGCUUCUCGUUGCUCUGCAUGCAAUGAUCCAUAUGCUGCCUACAAGCAGGAUCUCCCUUUGUGCAGCAAAGGAAAUGCCUUGGCCAAGGAUGUUGCCAACUACAUCUAUGCCAAGGGCGGCAAGCCCUACUCUGUCAUCGAUCGCAAACGUGGAGAACGCAUUCAAAUCCAGAUCCCAGUCGGCAUGGAAGUCAUCAGCCUGCUUGUCAAGGCCAUCGAUCGCGGAAUGGUCUUCAACAGGAAGCCACUCGUCCACGCCCCAGUGGAAAACGUCGAGGUUGAGAAGCUUGACCGAUCUCCUCGAAAGGAACAUUCCUCUCGAAAGAAGGAAUAUCCGGAAGAGAGACGGUACCGCUCGGGGGACGUUGAGAUUGUCGAGAUUGUUCCUAGUCCCCGAUAUGAGAGCAAGAAAGAAAAGACCUACCACACCGACCGAACGGAGCGCAAGGAGAGACCAAAGUCUGUCAUCUAUCCCGAGCGCAGGGGAUCCUUGUACUACAAGGAUGAGGAGGAGAAGCGACGUCGACGACCGUACGAGCAGGAGCCAAUAGUCAUCGUUGCCGAGCCAAGGGGACAACGAUAUAUUUCCAGGAGGUGA